Colletotrichum spaethianum is the source of this 972-nucleotide messenger RNA. RefSeq lists its product as uncharacterized. The record is from RefSeq and is a predicted model, not a curated record. The transcript has 3 exons. NCBI's taxonomy places the organism in Eukaryota, Fungi, Ascomycota, Sordariomycetes, Glomerellales, Glomerellaceae. The coding region runs from base 1 to 972 and encodes 323 amino acids. Gene Ontology annotation, cellular component: RAVE complex.
AUGUCAAUAGCUAUCUGGCCUCCCGUGUCCCCGGCGGACCUGCUUCAUAAGAAGGAGGAAUCGCUCAGACGCGAGCUCGAUUGGAUCGUCACGGAAACACACGUCGUCUUAAAGGACAUCCGCCAUGGCCUACAGGACUGCUACGCGCUUCUGGCCCCCAUCGACCCAGGCAGCACCCUCGUCAUGAGCACACAACGCAACGAGCGUGUCAAGGGGACGGUGACCCGGGUCGGCACGCGUAUAGUCAAAGGACUCCGAACGCUCCCGACCCAGACCCUGAGCCUCGACCCCUCGCACCCGAUUCACAUCGCCGCACUCGAGACGAUUCACACCCACCUCACCGAAUGCCUCGACCUCCUCUCUUUAACAGACACCCCCACCCCCUCCACGAACCCCUCACAGCUUGCCGCGCAGCUUCGCAUCAUCGCCGCCUCCCUAGCCGAGUCUUCCUCCCUCCUCAAGGGCCCACCCCUCAACGAGUCCGACCCCCGCUGGCAGACCGACUCCUGCCCGCCCGUCCACUUCGCCCCGGCCCUUGGUCCCAACAUCAGCUUCCACCUCGGCCUGCAGGAGUCGAGUCUGGUCCUCUGGCUGCGCGCCCUUGAGCCUGUCGACACGCCGGUGCACUUUGGAACCAAGCUCGGCCUGGCGCUAGGCACUGUCCGCAGACUGGAGCAUGACGAGAUGGACCGGCCCUUCCGCUUCGCGUACAGUACCGUUACGGACGGCGGGCAGAAGCAUAAGCACGGUACGGGGCAUCCGCCGAGCAGCGGAAGCAGUCCCGGCGGGCUGGGUACGCCGUCAAGCAACGGCGAGGCCAACGAGGUGUACGUGCGGGAAAAGGUGCGCGUCGAAAGCCUGCCGGACCCGAAUUUGAUGUCGUUGUCCUCGAAGCUGAUUGCUCUGGGCCACACGCUGGCUAGUGCCAGAAGGAAUCUGGCGGCUGUCAUGGGCGAGGAGUUUGAUGAAUGA